Molecule: messenger RNA, 912 nt
Organism: Nelumbo nucifera (sacred lotus)
Lineage: Eukaryota; Viridiplantae; Streptophyta; Magnoliopsida; Proteales; Nelumbonaceae
Product: small acidic-like protein
Source: RefSeq, a predicted model, not a curated record
CUCCCCCCCCCCCUCUCUCUCUCUCUCUCUCUCUCUUUCUUUCUCUCUUUCUCAUAUCACUCUGUAAGUGUAUACUGCUGCUGUAUCUCAUCUCUGUGGAACAGAGAAAAUGAGUAAUAGGCACGGACCGCCGAAGCAUCAAAACAAGUACGUAUGGAAGCCAAACGCUGGUCACAAAAAGAACGAGACGGAACUCGGAGGAAAGUUUAGGCCUUUCUCGGAUAUUACUGGUGUUUGUGCUCGUUGUAAAGACCAGAUCGAAUGGAAACGCAGGUACGGGAAAUACAAGCCCCUUACUGAGCCUGCAAAAUGUCAGCGUUGUUCUAAACGAGCAGUUCGGCAGGCUUACCACAAUCUCUGUUCUGCUUGUGCCAAGGAUCAAAAUGUUUGCGCCAAGUGUUGUUGCCAUGUUGAUCAGAUAAUUGGAAGAGACUGUUCAGAAAUAGAGGCUGAGGAAAAAACACUUGAGGAAGCUAUUAAGAAUGCUCGAGAGAGGGACAGACGGACCCUUCUACGUGCUAUGAACAAAGGUAAAUCAAAUACUACUGUGAAAACUACAACAAAUGGAGAGAGAAAUAAAGUGGGAGAAUUAUUUCCAGCUGCGUCACUUGAUGAAUAUGCCGAUCUCAGUAGAGAGGAUGAUAAUGAAGACGAAUAUGACGAUGAUGACCAUAUAUGUAAUUGAGAGGAGCAGAUUCAUAUCUGCUUUUGGUAUGUCAGUUUGCAGCCUAACAACUAACUCUCUUUACAUUGACCAAGAUGAGUUUGCACCAAAAUUUUUUCUCCAUCCUGGCAGUUCAUUUGAGAUAUAUGUUAUAACAGAGAAGCAUGGAUUUCAUCCUUUCCUUGGUAAGCAGAUAUUGGAAUGUCUAUGCAUUUGAUGCAUUUAAAACAUUGUAUUAUAAAAAUGAA